Messenger RNA from Exophiala spinifera, 1671 nucleotides. RefSeq lists its product as uncharacterized. Gene Ontology annotation, molecular function: transmembrane transporter activity. The transcript has 13 exons. NCBI's taxonomy places the organism in Eukaryota, Fungi, Ascomycota, Eurotiomycetes, Chaetothyriales, Herpotrichiellaceae. Bases 1 to 1671 code for a protein of 556 amino acids. Gene Ontology annotation, cellular component: membrane. Gene Ontology annotation, biological process: transmembrane transport. The record is from RefSeq and is a predicted model, not a curated record.
AUGGAACCGACAACGGAAAAGCGCAGUCAAACUCAAGAAGUGGAAGCGCUUGAGCACCACCAACCCAAAGACAAAGUCAGUAUUGCCGAAGGCGACCUUGAUGUCGGUGCCAGCAUUGUACAGGCACAGGAAGACACCCACUAUACCGAGGAAGAAAAAUCAAAGGUCUUGAGAAAGAUUGACUGGCACAUCAUUCCUUUGGCGGCUUGGGCGUGCGGUCUCCAAUUUGUGGACAAGUCGGGCCUGGGAGCCGCAGCAACUUACGGUCUUCGCGAUGAUCUCGGCUUAGUGGGUCAGGAGUACUCCUGGUGCGUGUCGAUCUUCUACUUUGGUUACCUCGGCGGUUCGUUCGUGUCAGGACGUGCUCUCCAGUACUUUCACGCCGGAAAAGUCAUUGGAUGGGCGUAUUUCUUCUGGGGAUGUACUUUGCUGGGAUGUGUUGGUGCUCACAACUAUGCCACGCUGCUCGCUUUACGUUUUCUUCUGGGCCUGUUCGAAUCUGCCUUGGUGCCUGGACUUCUCCUGAUCACCACCAUGUGGUACCGCCAACAAGAGCAGUCUCUUCGAUUUGGCCUGUGGACAGUUACCAAUGGUAUCAUGCCGGUUCCAUUUCUAAUCAUAUACUGGGGCCUUGGGCAUGUCAAAUCUGGACCAUUGGUGGCAUGGCGGUUGAUCUUCUUGCUCCUGGGGUUGCUGAGCUGUCUUACCGGAAUUCUGCUUUACUUCUUAAUGCCUGAUUCUCCCGUGACGGUAAAAUGGUUGAAUGAGAGGGAGAAAGCCAUCGCCAUCAGGCGACUUGUCGAUGAUCAACUUGGCGUCAAGAAUGUUCACUUCAAGUGGAACCAGUUGAAGGAAUCUUUGCUUGACUAUCGCUUUUGGAUGAUGGUUUUGCAGAUGUUUUUCUCACAAGCUGCUGGCAAUGUCACGACCAACUUCCUCGGCAUCAUCAUCAAGGGCUUCGGGUAUACAGCGUUGAAAGCUCAAUUAUACACUGCCCCAAACUUUGCUGUUCAGGCCGUGACACAAUUGAUCGUCUCCACUCCACCCACUCUCCUUCCACGAUUCCGCAAUAUGAAGCAACCACUCGUUGCCAUCGCCAGCUGUAUAGCCGUGAUCGGUAUUGUGAUCCUAUACGUCACACCUGCCGAGCCUCAAUAUCAAGGUCGUCGACUGGCCUCGGUGAUCAUCAUCUCCUGUUCCGGGGCCAACUACACCGUCAUCAUGGCCGUCAUUGGAACCAACACUGCUGGUUUUACUAGAAAACAGAUCUCCACCUCGACAGCGUUCUUCUUAUAUUGCGUAGUCAACAUCAUCACGCCACAGACAUUCCUAGGGACAGAGAGCCCCCGAUAUCAUACGGGUCUCGCUUUCGUUUUGGCGUUUGUAUCCAUCUAUAUCUCGCUCUCUUUCUCAACUUGGCUCAUGAUGCGCUUGGUAAACAGUCGCCGGGACCGAAAGGCUCUCACCAACCCGGCUUAUGCAACUGGUGAUGCCAACUUGGACGAAAUGUCUGCCCUCAGACUUGCAAAACAAGCAUUUCAGGUAUUCGGGGUAGAAAAUGUCAACGACACAGUCCGCACAGGCAGCAGAAGAGGCCCGCAGCAGCGAGCCAAACCGUUCUUGCUCCUCAUUGGAAGACUUCAGAGAGCGUACUGUCAAGGACUAGUGUAG